ACUACCAGAAGUCGAUGGAAGCCAAGCUAUGAAUAGUUGCGUUGUGCAUUGCGUCCAUUGUUUUUGGCAGUAAAGUCGACGACUAAUGUGGCGUACAUUUGCACGGUGAUUAGAUCUAACUCAACAUUCUAAGUCUACCAACAUCAAGCACACUGGACAGUCAUACCAGAGAGACAGGAAGAUAAUUGUUUCUGCUAUAGCUAGUAUUAGUUAUAUAAGUAUGGUAGAUGAUAAGUAUGGUAGAUCUAUUUGAAAACUUAAGAGAAGUAAACUCUCUGUUUAUUUGUCUUCUGGUGACCAGUUUAGUACUUCCAAUAGUCGCAAAAUAUGAAAAUCCGUGUAACGUGGCAGAAACUCUCCCCUAUAACUUAACAAUUACGGAAAUCGACGGCGAAGGUACAGAGUUAUUGAAAACAACACCAGGGGACUUUGUCUGGACACUGGAUUUCUUGAUUGAACCACAGAAAGUGCUGCUACCUUUUUUUAAUCUUACCGCUUAUGGCAAUAAGAUUUUGGUGUUCUACACCUUGUCGCUGACCAGGGCACUGGAUCUUGAGUAUAUAAAAAGGACAUGGAAUAUCGAAUGGAAGACUGUCUAUAUCAAGCUGACUUGCAAAUCAAAUAUGUACACUAAGCCGUUAACCCAUAACAUGAUGAUUAACAUCCUCGAGAAGAAUGAGUUCAGUCCAAGGUUUCACACUUCCAGUUUCGCAGUUCAAGUCAGAGAGAACGCCUAUAUUGGAACACAGGUGAUACGACUGUCCGAGUGGGCAACUGAUGAGGAUGUUACAUUUCUAGAACAAGAAAUCAAAGGAUUUAAUGUUUCCUCCCUGGAGUCAGGGCCUGGGAUCUACUUAAACGAUUAUAUGCAUAUCACCAAUUAUUUGAUGGGGACUCUGGUCACUAAAAAGAAAUUGGACUUUGAACUUUUCACUAGCCUUAGAGGCAUCGUUGUUGUUCAGGACAAUGGAGGUCUGAGAGGCAAGGCAAACUUGACGAUUGACAUUUUGGAUGACGAUGAUACUCCACCUGUGUUUCUGUUUCCUCCGUGUGAGGGCUCGUGUCCAGCAUCCUACUUCGUCAAUGUACCAGAUGAUCAUCGUGGUAUAAUCCCGAACAUAGAACCAGGCCCAAUCCAAGCCAGGGAUGGCGAUACUACGGCGAACAGUAUCCUGUAUACUAUCACUAAAGGUCCAACUGGCUAUGCAGAAUUCAUAUCAAUAGAUGUUAAAAAUGCUGAGGUCAUGGUUAUUAAGCCUCUUAAAGUUUUCCAUCUAAAGAGCUUAACAUUAACUGUUCAGGCUGAAGAAGUGUCAUCUCUGAAUCAGCAUACAACUGUAACCUUGCAAGUGAACUCGAUGGACGCCAUCUUGUACAGGCAGAAGAUAGACGGAGCCAAGGAAAAGGGCCAAAAUACGGGGGACGAAAAAGGCGGGAGUGAGUCCAGAGGUGCGGGCAAUAAAGGGGGCCGUGUUGCAGGUGAGGGUGACAGAGGAGGAGCUGGUACUGUAGGGGGAGGAGGUACAGGGGACCUAUGGGGCCAGUAUCUCAUGGGCGGAGGGGACGACGACAACCAAAAAGAUCUCACAAGGGCAAGAAUGGAAAACGUGGGUCAUGCCUCCAAAUCAUGGAGCCUCGAAGUGAUAUUGUCAUUGGGUGUCCUUGCCGCCCUCAUUUGGGACCAGACGUAUCGUCUGUAAUUAGCAGAAGGCGGUCUAGGCUGAUGUAUAAAUGUGGUAAGAAACAUGGAUCUCUAGAAACACAGAUCUCCAAAUACACAGAUCUCUAGAAACAAUUGGCCAAAAAUGUAUAUAUUCGAGAUUUUCCUCUGUCUUUUAUGAAUUACUUUACUCUUUGUUUAUUUGUUUAUCGCAUCUAUUAAAGGAACAUUGUCGUUGAUUAAAUCUUCUGUUAACGAAACCUAAAUGUAAUGCUCAUUUAUUGCUAGAAAAAAAAACCUAGAAGCUUUAUCUUAUUACACACAUUAAAACUUA
This is a messenger RNA of Biomphalaria glabrata, 1994 nucleotides long. RefSeq names its product protocadherin beta-14-like. NCBI's taxonomy places the organism in Eukaryota, Metazoa, Mollusca, Gastropoda, Planorbidae. The coding region runs from base 228 to 1700 and encodes 490 amino acids. The record is from RefSeq and is a predicted model, not a curated record. Gene Ontology annotation, cellular component: membrane. Gene Ontology annotation, molecular function: calcium ion binding. Gene Ontology annotation, biological process: homophilic cell-cell adhesion. The transcript has 11 exons.